UUUUAUACAUAAUUAAUAAAUAACUUAAACAUUUAAUUUUUGCUUUAGAUCAUAAACUAUUAUCAUUUAAUAGUUUUCAUUAUCACUAUAGUAUACACAACAAAUUCGAUAAAAAAUCAACUCUAAAAUCAAAUUGAAUUUAGAAGUCUCUCCUAUUUAGCAACUAAUUAACUAACUUAAAGCUUAUAGCAUCUAAGUCUCAUCUUUAGAAUCAUGGAAGAGGAAAUCUAUCAGCAACAAGAUGCGAUUAAAAUGGAAUAUAGGCCAAAAGAUUCAUACUUAAUUCUAAAAGGUUAUGAUUUACAUUAUAAUUUUAGCAAUGGAAAUGUAAGCAGUACAGAAACAAUAGUAAAUAAUGCUGGAAUCAACUACAACUCUUUAUUAUAAAAUAAGGCUAAUUUUAUCAGUUAGGGGUAAUUAAAUCAGAGAAAUUUAGCCCAGGAUAGCUCUAUCAAGCCAUAAUAUAGCUUAUAAGAUGAUUUGAUGCAAUAUUUAUGUCUUGAAGGGUAAAAAAAGUAAACAAAUGGCUCGCAAACAAUUGAUUCUCAAUAUUUAAAUUUAAUGAAGCAAGAAUUGAAAAAAAGAAAUGAUAAUUAAAAAAAUUAUUAGUAAUCCUAUGAUCAAUAAGACUUAAAUUUAUAGGGAAUGACACCUAUGCAAUUUGCUGUAGAAUAAUAAUAGCAAUAGCAAAUGAAUAACAAAUCUAUCAUUGAGGAUUAAACAAAAAUAAAUUAUUAUAAAAAAAUGUAGGAGUUAAGUUAAUGUAAAGAGGAAUAAAUUUAAAAAUUGUAAGCUGAUUUUUAAAAUAAUUAAAGUGCUUGGGAUGAAGAGUGUAAAAACAGAGAUGAUAAACCAUCUUUAAAUGACUAUCACCUUAUCCACUAGUAACAAUAACAAAGUCUCUAGCAGCAGUAAAAUCUGUUAUGUAACUCAAUAAAUUAUUUUAACACUGCAAUAGAAGACAUCAAAUAAAAUAAUGACAUUGUUAUGCAUUAUAAUAAGAGCAAUCAAAAUGUUUAUUAAACUUAAAAAGAAGAAGAAAAUUUACCUGCCAUCAUCUAAGUAUAACAAAAAAAUUUCAUGGAAGCUAACAAAAGUAUUAAUGAUGCUAAUCAAUUAAGUGCUCUUAAAUAAAUUAAUGAAUAAAGAACUAUUCCAUAUUAAUAUCAGCUAAAUCAAGUAAAUUAAACACAAAAUUUUAAUAACGAAGAUGUUAAUUUUAUGGAUGAAGAACAAGGAAUUGCUCACAGUUAAAAAGAAAUAUACUAAUUUAAAGAAUAAAAUAAUUAAAUUUAGUUAGAAAAACAAGAUUUUCAGUAGAUUACUCAUAAAAUCAACAAAUAGAAAUAAAAAAGAAAGUUGAAAAACUUAGAUUUUGAUGAAGAUUCAUAAAUGUAAGAAGAGUAAAAUAUUGGCAAUAAUAUAAGUAAAAACACUGUCAAUGGAGAAGAAGUAGAACGUAAUAAUAUGAAUAGCAAUGAUUAUAAUUGUGAAAAAGAGUAAAAUGAGAAUGAAGAUAAUUAAUUAGGAACAUUAUCAUUUGAAGAAUUUGCAUUUUCUGAGAAUGCUUUUAAAUUAGAUGAAUUAUAGGAAGAAAACAGAUUGUAAAUUAAAUAUAGAAUUCAUCCUACUCUCAAACCUGUUGAGGCGUUUUUGAUAAAUGGGGAAAUCAUAGUGAGCUUUGAUUUAUUUUAUUAAAGAAAAAACUAAGAACAUGAUAAAGUUUCUUUGUGGAAUAUGUUCCGUCCUAUAAAUACAAUUACUGUAAAGAGGACUCUUGUUGAGGUUAGUAUGCAUAAAAGUUAGAAUACUCUAACUAAUUUCUAACCCUUGAUAUAGCGCUUAAUAGAUAUGCAUGACUAGCAAGCUUAUGCUUCAGCACAAAUGCUUUAAUAACAUUAUGUGAGUUUAUAAAGGGAAUAAAUGAUCAAGUAGUAAGUAUUUGAUGUCUAUGGAUCACACAUUACUCAGCUACAGUGGUAGUUUGAGGAAAAUUUCCAUAAGUCAAAGCAAAUGGCUUAUGAAAUGAUGGAUCAGUUACCUGAAGAUGCAUUCUUCUUAUAUAGUAUUAGAAGAACAGACCCAGUUAGCUUAGAUAGUAUUUUUUGUGCAUUGGGUUAUUCUAAAGGAUUAAUAAGAUUGAUUGCGGGAAACGAAUCAAAUUACUAAUAAUUCUGCUUUAGGUCAGGACUUGCUGAAAUCUUUAAUGCCUAAAGCAGAUUAUAAAUAUUAUUGAUGAAUUUAUUGUUUAGCAAUAAAGUUCAUAUUUCAAUAACUACUUUGGAUGACAUAACCAUCCCUAUUGAAAUGAGAGUUCAUUACUAGAAACUAAUGCAAACAGAGAUCCUUCCUGGAGUGUUUAAAGAAGACUAUAUGAAAAUAUAUUAAAUACUUGUUGACUAAAAAUAUCUUGACGAAGUCUACUAAAUAAGAGGUUUCUCUGCUACUGGAAGUGGAACUGUUGGAAAUGAAGCGAGAAUAAUCUAACCAGAUUACACUUACCAAAUGCAGUCCCACCGUUUUAUUGAAAAAUUUUAUUCUGAGGCAUUAAAAGAAAAGAAAAACGCAAUAAAGAAAGCUUCUGAAAUAGAUCAAAGAAACUUUACUGCAGAGUUCCAAAGAAUUUUUGGAAAAUAAAAUGAGGGAUAAAACUUUUUACACAAUGUAUUUAAUACAACAAUUAAAUAAAGCCAAAAUCAAUCAAGCUAAUUUACUAGCAGCGAGAAUAAUUCUCUAGGAUAAUCAUAAUCCCAGCAUUCAAUACAAUAAAAUAAAAUUUCUAACUAAAGUCAAGUGCAUUCAAGCAGUAAUAUUUUAAACUAAAGCUAAGAAAUCAGAUAAAAAUAAGAAAGUUCUCACAGCUGCAGCCUAGCAAAUUCCUUAUCAUCAUCACAUAUUUCUUCUACUUCUAAAAAAUCUAAUAGUAAUAGUAACAAAAGCAAUAAUAACAACAGCAACAAUAACUAAAUAAGUAAAGAUUCUAAGUAAUAAAAAAGCACUACAAAAGAUGAAGAUAUAAGAAGCAGAAAUUCCUCUUCGCAUACAUUGAGCUAGUCAUCAUAGGCACCAAUUAAAGAAGUAGCACAACCUAAUUUAAUUCAUUCUUGA
Molecule: messenger RNA, 3108 nt
Organism: Tetrahymena thermophila SB210
Lineage: Eukaryota; Ciliophora; Oligohymenophorea; Hymenostomatida; Tetrahymenidae
Exons: 2
Source: RefSeq, a predicted model, not a curated record